AUGACCAGUGAGCCAGCUCAGACCACCUUAGGUUGGGGACCCCAACUGCUUUUACUGCUGCUGCUUCUACUAGGGCUCCAGGAGGCCUGCAGCAGACAAGGGGUCCCCGCCUAGCCUGUGCCAGCUGCAGCCUCUCAAGCUGUGGCGAUGGGAAAAGACCCUCAAUUUUACCCAGGAGAUGCAGCAUCAGGGCUGGACCCCAGUGUCCAGGACAUGGUCGCUGUCCACAUGUUCAGGCUCUAUGAGAAGUACAACGAGAAGGGACACCAGCCCGGAGGGGGCAACACGGUGCACAGCUUCCGGGCCCGGCUGGAAGUGGUUGACCAGAAAGCUUUGUAUUUCUUCAACCUGACUUCCAUGCAAGAUUCAGAAAUGAUCCUUGCAGCCACCUUUCACUUUUACUCUGAGCCACGGUGGGCCUGGACACAUGAGGCAUCAUGCAAGAGGACAAAGAAUGUGUCUUGCCAUUUGCUACCCUCAGGUCCCCCCACCCGCCACUACCUCCUCUUCCACAUCCUGUCACAGAACAUGGCCACCCAGGGACUGCUCCGAGGGGCCAUGGCCCUAGUCCCACCACCACGUGGCGUAUGGCAGGCUAGGGACAUCUCCUCUGUCAUUAAGGCAGCUCGCCAGGAUGGUGAACUUCUCCUCUCAGCCCAGUUGGAUGGUGUGGAAAAAGAGCUGGGGGACUCCAAGCCAAGCUCCCACAUACCCUACAUUCUCAUCUAUGCUGAUGACCUGGCCAUCUUGGAGCCCAACAGUGUGGCAGUGACACUUCAAAGAUAUAACUCCCUUCCAGCUGGGGACACUGAGCCCCAUACAGCCCCCUACAGCUCUGCAGACCUCCGUGUGCGCCAGGCUGCCCAAGGCAGUAGCUCUCUCAAAGACAAUGAGCUGCCAGGGCUGAGUGGGCAGCUAGUGCCUGCCCAUAGCACCCAGCAUUACCACACACACGAGCUCUGGCUCAGGCCCUUCCGAGUGCUGAAACCCCGGCCUGCCCGCAAAGAUCGGAGGAGAAAGGGGCAUGACCUCUUCAUGGCCUCCCAGAUGCUCAAGUUCGAUGAGAAGACCAUGAAGAAAGCUCGGAGGAAGCAGUGGGAUGAGCCUCGAAUCUGCUCGCGGAGGUACCUGAAGGUCGACUUCGCAGACAUGGGGUGGAACGAAUGGAUCAUCUCACCCAAGUCCUUUGAUGCCUAUUACUGUUCGGGAGCUUGUGAGUUCCCCAUGCCCAAGGUUGUCCACCCUUCCAACCAUGCCACCAUCCAGAGUAUCAUGAGGGCUGUGGGUAUUAUCCCGGGCAUCCCAGAGCCGUGCUGUGUUCCUGACAAAAUGAACUCCUUGGGGGUCCUUUUCCUGGAUGAGAACCAGAAUGUCGUCCUCAAGGUAUACCCCAACAUGUCUGUGGAGAUCUGUGCCUGCCGCUAA
Elephantulus edwardii (Cape elephant shrew) is the source of this 1425-nucleotide messenger RNA. RefSeq names its product growth differentiation factor 10 (gene GDF10). Gene Ontology annotation, molecular function: growth factor activity; cytokine activity. The transcript has 3 exons. The record is from RefSeq and is a predicted model, not a curated record. Gene Ontology annotation, cellular component: extracellular region. Lineage: Eukaryota; Metazoa; Chordata; Mammalia; Macroscelidea; Macroscelididae. Gene Ontology annotation, biological process: SMAD protein signal transduction; osteoblast differentiation; BMP signaling pathway.